This is a messenger RNA of Oryzias melastigma (Indian medaka), 3307 nucleotides long. It is a transcript of the gene atf2, whose product is annotated as activating transcription factor 2. The record is from RefSeq and is a predicted model, not a curated record. Gene Ontology annotation, molecular function: cAMP response element binding; DNA-binding transcription factor activity, RNA polymerase II-specific. The coding region runs from base 279 to 1805 and encodes 508 amino acids. Gene Ontology annotation, biological process: regulation of transcription by RNA polymerase II. Lineage: Eukaryota; Metazoa; Chordata; Actinopteri; Beloniformes; Adrianichthyidae. The transcript has 12 exons.
UUAAAUUGAAAACGAAUUUUAUUACAGCUGUUAAAAAAGCGGUCUUUAUCGGAAAUUAUUGUUAUUCCGUUCCGAAUUGAAUCAAUUUACCUCAAAAUAAACACCAAAAGGUUAUCUGUUUACAGUGGUUUGUUGGUUCUAAUAUGGCGACGGAUGUGUGAUACCACUGCUCAGCUGCCCAUUGGAAGUAGCUGGAGCGGCGCUCGGUUCCCACGUAGCUUUUGUUGUGUGAUGACUUUAAUUUUAGUUAAAGGGCAAAAUAGCAAGAAUUUCUUAAUAUGAGUGAUGACAAACCCUUCCAGUGUACUGCUCCGGGGUGUGGACAGAGAUUUACAAAUGAAGACCACUUGGCUGUCCACAGACACAAACACGAGAUGACACUAAAGUUUGGCCCAGCAAGGACAGAAAAUAUCAUAAUUGCUGACCAAACGCCUACACCCACUCGCUUUUUAAAGAACUGCGAGGAAGUUGGGCUUUUCAAUGAGCUUGCCAGUCCUUUUGACCAUGACUUCAAAAAAGCAGCUGAAGAUGACCUGAAGAAGUUACCUCUGGAUUUGUCACCUCUUGCUACACCAGUCAUACGCAACAAAACUGAGGAACGCACGGCUGUAGAUGCACAUCGGGACAGCCCCCUUCCUCAUCCUGAGUCCACCACAAAUGAUGACAAGGACUUAACUUUGCAGCCAGCCUCACUGCCAACAUCCACUAUAGUCCAUCCUGCAUCCCUCCAAGUUCCCAAUGUACUUCUAGCAACCACGGAGGCUAAUGUUGUAAUACAGCCAGCUCUCCCAUCGCCAACAUCUAGCUCUGUUAUUACCCAGGUCCCAUCCACUAAUAGGCCCAUAGUACCGGUGUCUGGCACCUUCCCCGUGCUCUUACAGUUGCCUAAUGGUCAGACCAUGCCAGUGGCAAUACCUGCCUCUAUUACCAGCUCAAGUGUUCAUAUUCCAACUGCAAUCCCUGUGAGUGUCGAGCUUGUCAGACCCGUCACCGUCGUGCCCGCCGUCCCUGGAAUCCCCGGACCUCCCUCGCCGCAGCCGCCGCCACCGCCCGCCCAAACAGAAGCAAAGCUGACGCUGAAAGCCACGUUAAGCCAGCAGCUUCCUCAGGUAACCAAUGGAGACAACGGCGAGAUCCAAAGUAGUGCUGUGACCCACACAGCACCGGCUUCCCCUGGUCCGACCCCACCUCCCGCCCCGGCCGCCAUCCUAACUCCGGCUCCUCUCCCACCUAAAACGGAGGAACUCUCCACACAUUCUCUGCAGCAGCCAGCCACCUCUACCACAGAGACACCCGCCUCUCCAGCUCCCCCCGCACAAAACCCUCCAACCACAGGAGGCCGGCGGCGCAGGACCACAUCUGAGGACCCAGACGAGAAGCGCCGCAAGUUCCUGGAGCGCAACAGAGCUGCAGCCUCCCGCUGCAGGCAGAAGAGGAAAGUCUGGGUCCAAUCUUUGGAGAAGAAAGCUGAGGACCUCAGCUCCAUGAACGGACAACUACAGAAUGAAGUGACCCUGCUGAGAAACGAGGUGGCUCAGCUGAAGCAGCUUCUUCUGGCUCAUAAAGAUUGCCCUGUAACCGCCAUGCAAAAGAAGUCUGGCUAUCACAUUUCGGACCGGGAAGAGAGCUGCGAAGAGAUGUCCGUCCCCAGCAGCCCCCAGAACGAGGCCAUCCAGCACAGCUCCGUCAGCACCUCCAACGGGAUCAGCUCCUCGGCCAGCGCCGCCUCUUCCGCCGCUCCGUCCAACCACAGCACAGAGGACGGGCAGCAGGGCGCCACCCAGACCCAACCUUCAGGAAGCUGAACGUCCAAAACUCCGCCUGAGUCCACACUGACAAACGGAUGAAAAAACUUCCUCCAGCUUCAAUUCAGACAGUUUCUCAUUUGUUCUUGAUUGAUUUUAUUUAUGUUUGGUCCAUUUUUAUACUUGAUAGUCUUUUGAAGAUGUUUUCUUUGGAAUUAACUAAGACAAAAGAACAAGCACUUUAGGUGUAAGAUGUAAAAUACGUGGUUCUUAACUCUUUUUGUAUUUCUGUGACUUAUUUAUUAAUAUUAUAUAUAUAUAUUUUUAUUUAAAAGCAAUCAGCUGAAACAGUCGAUCGGUGAAUUGUUGGCAACUUUACCAAAGUAUGUUUUGGCACAUUUAAACUUAAUUGCUUCAUGUCUUUAUUAUUACUUUUAUAAGCUCGAUCUUUAUAAUGAAGUUAAGCAACGACACUUCUUUUGUUUUUUGCUUUUCUUUUUCAAUUUUGCACAUUUCAGAGAGACGGCUGGUCUAAGUUUCGUCAAGCAUGGCAGCUUUUUAGUCGUAGUUUUAUGCAAAACUGUCAUGAACCUUAAAAAAAAAAAAAAAAAAAAAAAAGCUGAAGCGCAUUUGAAGACGUGGAUCAGCUGUGAAUGUUGGAGCUCGCCUCUGCCUGUAAAAAGAAUCUCAUGGAAGCGAGCGGGUUAGUUCCUUCAUUGACAUUCCAUGUGUCGUUUGAUUGUUCCUGAAGCAGUGAUUGUAGGAUUGCAGUACUUUUUUCCAUUACUCUGAACUCGUGGCUUCUCUCAGUGCCAUGUAUGGUUUUUUUAGUCUUUUAAUGCUGAUUAGCUCGAGUUGCUGUUCUGUCAUAAUGAAGUCCCAUGAACAUAAAAGCUUUGCAGAAUUUUUUUUUUGUUUUUUUGGGUGGCUGUAGCAUAUAAUGCACUGUUUUCAUAAAUGAACUUCCUGGCAUUUUUAGAAGGCAUUGUAAAUGACAUGAAAGAUCCAAUGUUCCUUCUUGAUGUUGUUCUUAGAGCGUUGGAUUCAGUAGCUGAGCUCUUUGCAUCACAAAUCCUCUAAUGUGUCUUUAGGAUGCAUUUCUGACGGUAGGUUUCCAUGUUAAAGAUGUGAACUGGAAUCACAUCAUGUACAUUAGAGAAACGCGACAGCUCUAACAGUUCUGAGCUUUCAGCCAAAAGAUGAAACAAAAUUUCAUGUCUUGAAGUCAGCCUUUUUCUCUAGUCUCUACUGACUUACUACUGUGUAGUUUUACAAACAGCUAAGGCAUCGUUUUCUUAUCACGUGAUUUUUAAGGUUUUACUGUUAUGUGCUAUCUGCAUGAGAUAACAAUUCUCUGCGAGAAUUUGUUUAUUUAAUGUCUCAUUUUAGAAAAUAACAAGUUAUUCCGACUUGAUUCAUUCAAAGCUUUGGUAAUUUGUUUUACCCUGGCUUAACUGCUGAAAAUGGGAUGUGACUGUGUUUCAAAUGUUCUUGUAACGUAAAAGUUCUGUUUCAAAUUUGAAUUGAAAAGUUGUAAUAAACCUUGUUAUAACUCUUUAAAA